CUCGUGUCCCCCUAGCAGGAGCAUUUUGUUUAAAAAUUUACGAUUUCCGUAUACGCCGUCUGGUCAAUGGAAUUUUCUUGAAUGAAUGUGUGACUGAAAACUCUUAUUAAGGUUAGACGACCACCUGAAUCAUCUUACUGAAUUGAUAAGAGCUUAACUCUUGGAUAGCUUUUGCUGAAUACGAGCUUCUUAAGACGCGUCAGAAGCAGCAGAUACAGUAAAGGAUGCGCCUACAAUCCGGCGACGGUCUACUGCAGGCCGUCCAUAAUAAGAACAACGACAUAUUAAACUCCCCAAAACGGAUCAAUACUUUGCAAAAUAGCAACUAUACUCAAAACGCACAGAAUUCGAUCUAUUACGGCAAUGUUACUACAGCCGAUACAGCUAAUAUUACGGAUAAUAUACAGCAACUAACAAUUGAAGAUGUGGCUGCAUUAACCAAAGGUCAAACCGACACCGACACUGAAGAGUUGCAAUGGUGCAACUCGGAUCUGACGACAACCGGCGCGCAGACUCAGAAACUCCAAUACGACAAUAUCCAACGCCAUCUGGUGUUGAACGGCCUCAGCAACAAUCGGUUAAAUAUCAACAGCAACCUGGCAGCCCGACUGCAACGUUUGCAGGCGCAAAACGCGCUCAAUGCGCCUUUUUUUGCUCAGGAUCAAGAUCAACGGAUGCCACAGUCCCCCGAUGAUGUUCUCAUUGACGAUUAUGAAGCGCAUCAGAGCUGCAGUUCAUCAGCUUCAGCUUCGCCCCAAGACGAGGAUCGCGCUUUUGAUCCCUCAGAUUCAGCAGAAUCCUCUGACGAAGGCAACGAUUACUCGAGGCCUACCACCGCUGAUAUACGACCACCCAUGAAAGGUUUUGUCAAUCCUAAUUAUCCAGGAUUUCAACAUUUGGCUCAUACAUUAAACUUCGAUGAAGAAACUUUGAAUAACGCCAACAAUAAUAAUGAAAUUUUUGAGAUCCAUGACAAAUUCGACAGUGUUAACCGCCUGGACAGCGUGGAAAAUAUCCAGAAGGUAUUCCACGACAAAUCUCUUAACCUUAACAUAGACGGUGUUACUCCAAUUACUCCAGAACCGUUAGCCGCCACCCCAAAUGAUGUGCUGAGCAUAAGCGACGGAAGCGAGAAUAAUGACGAUAGUUGCACCACUGUUAAUGAAAACUUCAACAUUCGGAUUGAUGAGAAAAAAGUGUUUGAUAGUGUGUUAAAUGUCGGGGAGAACUAUGCAAGUGACGAUAAAGCACAGUCUAGUGAUGACAGUAAAACAGAUAAUAAAAGUAUUAGUGAUGUGACUAAAAGUGAUGUUAUUGAUAAAGAGAGUGUUGUUGGCGAUUUUAGGAAGGAGGUAGAAGAAGAGUUUGAAAAGCACUGCAGUGAUGCAGCAGAUAAAUCAAAACUCAUUCAAGCCACAGAGCAAGAGCUAGAAGAAACUGUGGAAAAGCUGCAAACCAUUACACCACUUCAACCCAUUCAAGCCUCAUCAACCACCAAUGAUGCACCAGUUAUCAUCCAACCAUCACCGAUCGUUGCUGAAAAGCCAUUAGUUCUAGAAGAUACGUUGAUAGUUAAAAGCCCUUUAAAAGCAAAAGCUCCUGAAGUACCUGUGACAACUCUUCAACUCAAGAAAGAAGAAACGUUGGCUAGACUGUCUAGAAAUUCAAAAUCAAAAGAAGAAAAGAUGGCUCAAAAUGUUGCCAUGCCUAUGGAGGUUGAUAGUAUGAUCAGCCUGAAUGCGUGUACCGAUCAAAAAUCAAUUAAAGACAGAACGAAGCCAGUUCCAUCGUUUCUGCCUUUACAAGAAAACGCCCCUCGUCAGAUCGAGCAAAUUCUCUCUCCAAUAGAAAAUAAAAUGGCGGACGCGACACUGUCAAGUUGCCAAGAGAGCAUUUCGAAAAUCGUAGUGGAGAGGCCUAAGAAUUUUUUGAAAACCCACCGAAAAAUGGACGUGGACACAAACGAGACGGAGAGUGUUCAGAAAAAGAUGGAUUUGAGUCGAAGAGAUUCAAAUAGGGAACUUGAGGAAAUCGAAAUUCAAAUUAAGAAGAUUAAGUCUGAUACUAUGAAUCAUUUGGAAGAGAUUGAAAGGUUUCGAAAAGAGGAAUAUACUAAAAAUUUCAAAGAAAAAGACGACGACUGUUGCUCACUACGCAAACCUAUGAUCCCAAAAACUUUUGUGAAAAAAAGAAGAGACUACAACCAACAAUUUGGAAGUCUGAUCACAUUUCCAAAGAGGGAGAACAUUAAGAGAGAUCCUUUGAACAGAAGAUCUGUGCCCAUGGUGAGAGAUAGAAGAAAAGCACAUGAUGAGUCUUUAGGAGGAUUUGACGUAUACAAUAUCGAAACCGCAAUGCCCAAAAUAGACUUAGAUGCCAUUGAAAAUCACCUAAAAGCAGCAAGGGACGAAGAACGUAGGAGAAGAAUAGAUCGAGAGGAGAUUAGAAGGCGCCUAGCAAUGGGAAAUGAAGAUGACUAUUAUUCAGACAGACCUGGCAGAAAACCCAGUUUGCAAGCCAGAUUACAAAGUGGAAUGAAUCUUCAAAUCUGUUUCAUGAACGAAACUGUAUCUGACAAUGAGAGUCCGUCGUCAGAUAAUGAAUGCCCACUAACCAACCCAAAGCCAACAAAAACCUCCAGGAAUAACCCACAAUUACAAAAAAGUGGAAGUGGAAAUGUUUUACAACCCGCUCAGAGGCCUGCUACUUUGGCUUUGCAGCCUGCACCACCACCACAAUUAGGUGGCGCAACUUCAGAAACUGAUUUCUUCACUAAACAAGCUCGCCUUCAAACGGAAGCGCGGAUGGCAUUGGCCCAAGCGAAAGAAAUGGCCAGGAUGCAAAUGGAGAUUGAAAAACAGCGCCAGAAGAAGUCCCCGAUAACGGAAAUGGUCAGAAACAGUUUGGAAAAAGUGGGAAUACCCUUCCCGGAAGAAAAACGUAGACUGUCGAGACAAAUCUUAACCGAUAUGAACGUGGCUCAGCUGCAAGUGAUCGUGAACGACUUGCACACCCAAAUUGAGACCUUAAAUGAGCAGUUGGUUAAAUUUCUGAUGAAUAGGGACGAUUUACACAUGGAACAGGACUCUAUGCUGGUUGAUAUUGAAGAUUUAACCAGAUAUUUGGGUGCCAAGGAGCAAGUAUUAAAAGAGCAACAACUAGCCCCGACUCCUCAAAACAACAAUUUGUUACCUCCACCCUCGCCGGCUCCUUCGUCUCCAUUAACGACCUUAAAUAAUACAGUUAGGCCUCAUUUAAAUAGGAUAGCAAGCUUAGUAAAAAAGUAACAACCCUCCCCGUCCUUGUAAAAUGUGUAAAUAUCAUUUUGUUUUGGAUGUGUAGUUGACCUAUUUGGCUUUUGCAUAGCUUAGUGGGUAAGUUGUUGAAUUGGUAAAUCACUUAAGGUAGAUUAGGAUAAUCCGUUUGAUGAUAAUGAAUUUUUUGACUGUGCUUAUGAUUUUUUGUUUAUAGUUUGGCUUGUAAUGGUAUUGCAAAGUAGUAAUAUGGUAAAGAAUGUUACUAAAAAGUAUUCUGAAAAAUAAUUCGAAAUAGUAUUUUGGGGCUUAUAUAAAUUCUAUCAAAAUUUAAACCAAAACAUAUUUGUUUUUAGCUCCUAAUUCUUAAAAUAGUUAUUUAUGUAACAAGUGUGCAAAAUGAUGUGUAAAAUGAUAAAAGGGGAUUUUACACACUGUAACAUACAAACAUUUUUGUAUUACCGAACAAAGCAGUAAAAAAAAUUAAAAAUACUAAUUUACUUUACGUAUUAGUGCGUAAGACAACGUAAAGAAAAAUUUUGACAAAUUAUAAAAUGAAUGUAAAAUAAACAUCAAAUUCCUGUUUUAAAAUUUAAAAGUCAAACCCUGGAGAGUGUGUAAAGUGAGUAGUUUACGCACGAUAGUAGAAAAAUAAAAUUACAUUUUCUAAUAUAUAAUCACAAAGUGCUAUGGUCCAAAUCCGCGGAAAUACAGCUAAUAAUUUUGUUCUAUUUUCAAUAGGACUUAGUCACUAUAGAUGUCAACCAGCUUAUUUAAAGAUUCCGCACAAUACGGAUAGUACCAGAACUGGUUGAUUGGUUGAUUAUUUGAGUGGCAAAAAGAAAUGUUUAACUCUUUGAGGUACAGAAAAAAUGGUAAAAAUUUACCCAAGUGGUACAAAAAAAAAUGUAUUCCUAUUUAUAACAAAAAAACAUAAAAACUAAUUCAAGGUGCUCUAAAAUAAAACAUAACAUUGAGAAAUAUCAAAUUUUUUACUUUUUUCUUUAAAAAACGCAUGGUACAUAUCGCCCCCUUAAUGCAACAACUAGAUAACUUAAAAUUCAUAGUUUUGAGAAAAUGCAGUUUAAAAAUUCAAGCCGCGAAAAAAAUACACCUUCUAAAUAAUAAAAAAAUGUUUAACUUUUACAAAGAUAUAAUGCAUAUUAGGCUAUAAUUUGGUGAUCUAGAAUACAAUAAAAUUUUUAUAUUUUUGAAGAAUUUGAUAAAAAAAGAGAGAAAAAGUUGAGAUAUCUAGUUGUUGCUCCACAUUUAUUGAACAAAAAAAGAUAUCUAGUUAUAAAUACCUACUUGCCAGUUAAACAAAAAAACAUCCAUUGAAUUAAACUUUAUUUGAUGAACAAAUUUAGGAUAACGGUAAAGUCCGCUACUCAGGAUCGGUGAUGAGUCGGUUUGAUGCGCUGAUUCACAAAUUUUUACAUUGUAAAUAUAGGAUGAGAAAUAGCAAUGAUUUGCGAAUCAGAGCGUCAAAUCGGUGCAUCAAUGAAUAGUGAGUAGCGGGUUUAACAAAACAGUAAGAAAUCCACUACUUAAAUGUCAUUAUCACUUAUGUCACUAUCGGAAUCUUCUAUGUUUUGAAGCGUUUUACGUGAAUUUCCUUGAAAUGGGAGAUUUUCAUAAAAUCUUUUAUACUCACUAGGAAGGGCUGGAGGAUUCAUUUUAAACAAUGACAUAAGGUCGUCAUAUUUUUCUUUCUUAAGAGGUAGCUGAUUUUUAUACAAGGGCUCUAAAGUAUUGUUUGCAGAAGAUAUACGUGUUUUGCGAUUGCAGUUUAGUCGUCUGAACUCACCAUCGAAAUCUUCUUUAAAGUGAAUGAUAAAAGGUGCCGAUUUUGAAAAGUUUAGCCAACAAAUUUUCUGCCAACUAACCACCUCACGGCUUUCAUCUUCUUUUCUGAAAAUUAACUUUCGGUCUGCGUAACUUUUCCAGUUAAGAAUUUGUUUAUGUGUUAUAUUGUGAACCAAAUAUGGCUUAUCACCUCUUCUUCUUGCGCACCGGGCUAUAGUUUUAUCAUCUUCAGGCCAGUUUGCUUUUCGAACUCUCUUUAGUUCUGUCGAUAUAGCAGAGUGCAUAGAAUCGCACUCCAUCUCACUUUCAUGUCCCACGACAAGAAACUUAAGAUCGAUUGUUUCGAGAGUUGGAAUUUCCUGAACUGCUGUUAAACACAUUGCUGCGACAUAUUUAUUAAGAUGUUGUCCUCCACAUCUAUCACUGUAGCGAAUAAUGCUUUUAACAUUUUCAGGUAAUGAUUUAAAAUAGCUGUAGAGGCAACUGGCAAUUUCGCAACUUCCGCGCUUGCCUUCAACUUCACUCCACAUGUUGCAGUCUCCUUGUUUAGACACAACAUUAUAGAUAGUAAAAUUAAAGGAUUUCAAUCGCUGUUUAUAGAACAACGCAUUAUUUGACGGAUCAUUAGGAGUCAUGAGAACUUGUUGGAGAUCAAAAUUGCAGCAUAAAAUGUUGCUGUUGGAGCUUUCAGCUAACGCCUUGUCCGACCUUUUUUCCUGGCGAGCCUUUUCUUUGGCAGCUAGAUCUAUAAUUUCAGUUUUUAUGCUACCAGGUGUAUUGUAAGUCAUACAUGUGCGACACUAAUCCUUUCUCGGCCGGAAAAAACCCAGGUUAUAUUCUUCACAAAAUAUCUUUCUGUAGGCUGAAGAAGUUGCAAAUGGCAGAUUAUUCUCUAAACACUCGUUUUUAUACAUUGUGUACAUAAUAGUAAUAUUAAGAUCAGACUCUAAAUAUUUCCUUUGAGUUUUUUCUCGACAAUAAUGCGAGGCCAUGACAGGAAACUUUUCAAUAUGUUUUCUUACUCCUUCUAAAACUUCAGGAGGUGUGGCAUUCUUUAGACCUUUGCCCCUUUUAUCCUUUGAAGUAAUAUUUCCUUCCAUUCGUUUUUUCAUAGCGAUAUCUAUAGCACUCCUUUCCGUAUUCCCAGAGUAUUUAUAAACAUGGUCUUACAAACUUGAAUCUUUGCUUCAACGGUAGGCAAGAAAAAGAUAAUAGUAUUUUAUUAGAAUUUUCUUUGGUUGUCCAUUUUUUUGCUAUUUUUUCUGUGUUGCUCUGUAUAUAAUUUCUUUGUUGUUCGUAUGAAUCAAGCUGAUAGUAACUUUGAAAAAUUUUGAGACGAUCAUCGUGGGUUAAUUUGUUACUGCAUUUUCUUCUAUAUUUUGCCGUGCACGGAUCCUUUAAUGACACUCCAGGAACGUAUUUUCCUCUGCUGGAGAUAUAACUUUCGCCAUGCUGUCUCCUUUUUUUGGAAUAUUUUUUUCAACUCAUUUGGAUUCCUCUUCCUCUUUCUAGAUUUUUGGGUUUUCGAAGGAAAUUCUUCCAUACCUUCGAGUUGUAUGUCUGUUGUCAAAGUCGAGUUUUCAAUACCUAAUUCUUCUUCAGAUGUUUCACCUGAAGAACUUGGAACAUAUUCUGAAACCUCGGGUGAAAAUGGUUCUAUAUCUGACUCCAAAUUGUAUGAUAAAGGAGAACGUUGAUUACUGGGACCAGGCAAAUUGUCAUUAUCUGAAAAAAUAAGAUGUAUUGCUAAGAGGUAAAUUCAUCCAAAAAGUAUCUGCAGAGGUUUUGAUAUUAUGCAAAAAAAUACCUGCAGUCUGUUGCGCAUUAGAAUAGGGUUCGCUCUGCGAUAUUGAUGUGUUGUCUAUAACAUUCACAACCUUUUGUCCAUCGUUUACUUCUGGCUUGGGUUCUUCUGAAGGAAAAACAGCAAAUACAAUAAGAUAAGGUACUGUACCCAGACGUUGCUAUGAAAAAGUGUCGAAAAUUAGUUUUUGAAAUAAAGCCAGAGACAAUUAAAAACAUACACCCGAUUUUCGUUUUAAUAUAAAUAGAAUAUCUCGCAAACUUCUAAAAUAUAAAAAAAUAAUUAAUGGGUUUAGACUAACAUCCAUAAGGCGAGCCUUUUUAACCGAGUUCGUAUCUCUUAAUUUGUAAAACCCUGCUACAACUGAAAAAAAUGAAAUACACUCAUUUUAUGUAUUUACAUAACCUCACUUUCUGGCUUUAUUUUAUUUGUAAGUUUAUUAAAGUUAAUUAUCACAUACCUUCAAUAUUUUCUGAUUGCCGACGUAAAAUUUCUAACAUAUUCUUUCCUCUUGACGUCAUUUUUUUUAUAAUAAACCACUUUAAAAUAAUUGUUUUAACACUGAUAAGGCACCUGUUGUUUCAAACACACCACUGGAUAUUUCACACAGAUCGAGAAGGUACGGCGAAUAACUUAAAUAACACUAGGGCAACAACUAGGUAUCUCAAGAUGCAGAGUUUAAGUAUUACAUUAAGUGGUAAUAUAAGUCAAAUCGACGAGUUAAAGAAUGUAAAUUUUGUUUGUUUUGGGAGUUAUAUAUUUUUUGCCACUGUGUAAGUAAAGACUAGUCGCAGUGUAGAAGAUAUCUAGUUGUAGCAUUGAAAAGAGUAAGCAGUGUAUAAGGGUAUACUUAACUGAAUAACUCAAAAUGUCUAAAAUUUAAGUUAUCUAGUUGUUGAAUUAAGGGGGCGAUAUUUUGACCCACCAUACCACUGCCUAAAGUUAUUUUGUAUGGUAGGACUGAAAACAAGACUUGUUCUUUCCCAAACAUAGGGGAACUUGACACACGCUGCAGGUCCAGUUUGUGCGUAUUUCAAAUUCCUUGGAACUACAGACUGCACAUAUUCGUCUACUGGUUCGUACUGGCUGAUGUGUACUUUGAGUAAGUCUAAUCGUUUCUGGUUGGGAAGGUUUCCUUUUUUUGAUGGGAGUUGGUAAUGGUUUUUCGGUACUCUGUAAUGAUGUUACCAAUUUGUCAGCAACUAGAUGUUCUAUAAUAUUCAAACGAAAUUCUUUCAUGUUCAUUUUAGGCCCUUCAGAUAACUUGUAAAGCACGUAAGCAUUAACAACAGCAGCAUUAAUAAAGAAAAACAUGAUUCUAUGCCACCAUUUUUUGUUUUUUCGGUCGAGGCCGUAAACUGCCCUCAUUUGGUCAAAUUUGUCUAUUGAGUUCAUAUGUUUAUUGUAAUCAGUCAGCGCUAUUGGGCAAGCUAUGUUUUCUACACUGCCGUCUUUCGCUUUUCUUUUGACCUCAGUUUUGUCAUCUGGGUUGUGAUAAUUUGAAAGAAGGUGAACUGUUCUUUUAUCGCGCCAUUUAAAUGCUGAAAGUCCUGUAGAACUCACGUACAAACUCACUAGUCACAGUCAACUCUGUGCAUUGCUUUAUUUUCCAGAAAUUGGGGCAUAUUUUUUCUGGGUAUGUCUAACAGUACCACAGGCAUAUAACUUUUCUUGAUACAGUUGAUUCAUUAGGGCUACAUUUGUAAAAAAGUUAUUUAAGAAAAUUUUAUGAUACCUGUGUUUUAAAUUUUGUGUCAUCUGAAGCACUACUUUGGUACCCAAACAUUUUUCUGCAACAGGACCGGUUUUGCCACAAUAUAUUUCAAAAUCCCAGCAAUAUCCAGUGCUGUCAGCUAUCAUCCACACUUUAUAGCCUCUUUUCACUGGCUUUGCAGGCAUGUAUUGUUUGAUCGUAGAUCGGCCUUUAAAUUUUAUCACAGACUCGUCCACUGAUAAAAAUUCGUGAGGAUGCAGACAGGCUUGAAAGUUGGAUUUCAACAUUUCUAAAAAUGGUCUUACCUUAUAUAAUUUAUCAAAAUUAUCGGAAUUUCGGUUGGGCAUGAAGUUGUUAUCAUUAAGAUGUACAUUACUUAGGAGCCAACCAAAGCGAUGGACAGUUAUUAGUCUACUAAUAUAGGGAUCAUGUAAAAUUGGAUCUGUACUCCAGUAAUCCCGAUAUGACAGCAGCUUUUUGAUACCCAUUAGUAAAUUUAUACCAAUAAAUGUACGCAUUUCUACACUAUCGGUGGGCUUAUAACUUUGGCCGGAAUUGUGAAAAGUUUGCUCUGCGUAGAGGUUUGUUUGAAACACCAUAUGUUCGACAAUUUUGUCUGAAAUCAGAAGUUUAAAAAUAUUAUGUGGUGUCACCCUAUCUAGUUCCUUUUUGACUUGGGCUAGUCCUGAAUAUUCCAUAAAUUGGACAGGUGGAACCGUUUUAUUAUUCUUACUCCACUGUAUUUUGAAUAAUGUUUUUAAUUCGCUCAGUGGAAUAAGGUCUUCAGGGUCCCAUUCCUCCGGUUCUUCAGAUGAUGAUAUUACCAUAUUAUCCGUUCUGAUAAAUUAUUUGUGAUUUCUGGCUCGUCUACAUAAUUUCCAUUACAACUAUUAAUUACAAACAUUAUCCGAGUCGAUAUCUGAUGGAAUGCCUACAAAUUCACUGUCCGAAUUUUCAAUAUUCUCAAUUUUAUUAUAAAGAUCCUUUUCGGUCAAACCAAUAAGCUUAAAAGGUAAUGGUUCUGGAAAUCGGUCACUUGUCAUAUUUUGCUCCUACCUAAAAAAAAACCUUACUUGUAUGGUGGGACAAAAUUCAACCCAUAGUUAAAAAUACAGAAUAAAGAAGUAAGUAACUCAAUAAUUUCAAGUUAUUUAGUAUAAAACUGUUAUAUAAAAAGUAUAUAAAAUAUUUUUAACAAAAAAACAAUAAAACUUAGACGAAUAACCACUUGAAUCACUAGGCACAAUCAAGCGACAUCUGCACUUAAUACGUUUAAUCUCUAAGGCUUAUAUGAUCAUAUAGUCAGAAGAUUUAAUAAAUAAACUGACGUACAUUACUGGGAAAAAAACAAUUGUAGAUGGGUUAAAUUUUGUCCCUAAGUACUUCAAAGAGUUAACGAGAAAUUUCGUGUACAAAUUUGGCAGAAUAUACAUUAUGUUCUUUAUUAACAACCUGAAUAUUGACAUGCGAAAUUUUCAAUGUUUUAUUGAGCACCAAAUGCAUAUUUUAUUUAAGAGUUUUUAUUUCCAUAUUGAAUAAAAGAAGAGAAUAUACCUGGAUAAGAAUAUUGAUCUACUUGGAUGGAAUUUUCUUUGAUAAUAGUAUUUUCUUUGUGCUUUUACUCCUUUUGCAAUGCCGUUAUAGCAGCCUCGUAACGAGAUAAAUCUUUUUUUGAAAAUAUUAAUGCCUUACAUGUAUCAGGACUAAUCUGUUAAAAAACUACUCGAUUGUUCAUAUUGAAAAAGUGUGAAUCACUUGGUUUGUUUUUCUUUAUCAUUUUACGUUAAGUUUGUAGUGUCAAUAUUUUGUAUAAAUAGUAAGGUAUAAAUCAAUCUGGUCUAAAAGUUGGCCUUAUUCCAGGCAUCCAACCUAUAAUAUUAAACUUUCUUUCAAACAUGAAUUUAAAGACAGUUAAAGUACUAAGGUUGGGUGAACUUUGGCUGGACUCUUAAUGUCUGAUGAUAAAAUGUCUGUUCAAAAUCCAUCAUCUCAUAAGACUAUUACUUGAUUAGAAUGAUAUUAAAAACAAGUUUUUUUAGACCAGAUUAACUUAUUAGGAAUAACAGCUAUCAAAUCUUUAAUAAACAUCUUGUACAUGACUUAACUGAAAGUUAUAACCUAACAAUUUGGUGUGGUUUGUGAGCUGGUACGUCAUUGAGGGUUAGUCAAAAUCAAAACUUACAAAAAAUGUAAUCGACUUAAACGUUCUAACAUUGAGUGUUUAUGCCCCUUAAUUUAAUCACAACUCUCAUUCAACUUAAUUGAAAUCCUAUGAUUAAAUAUUAAAAAAUAAAUGACUAAAAAAAAAAUACAAAUAACCAACAUCUUGUAAUUAGUAAUAGAUACUGCAUCUAGUUUAUUUGAGCACAGUUAUCUCUUAUCUGUAUAUUAACAGCGUUUGGUGAAGUCGGGUAAAACAAAUAGUAUUUUCCUAGGAAACGCACGUUUCUUGCCCUAUGUAUAGUUACUUAAAUUUAACUGUAAGUUAUACAUACAUGUUAUAUGAAUCUCAUAUACACAAAACAAUUAAUAUAAAAUUACUUGACGUUUCGUGAUUACUUGUGAAAGCUGUUGAUUGAUGAUUUAGUCGUAUCCUAUACAAAUUAAUUAUUUUGCUAUACUAAUUCUUAUUUUGAAUGUUAAUAAAUGUCCUUGGGUCACAGAGUACAUUUUAGCAUUAUAGCUGUUUUGAUAGAGUUUAGCGGUUAAGUAAGUUCAUUAGUGAUAUUAAUUUAUUUUUGUAUGUGUCCUGAAAUUGGCAUAGUAUCUUUAUGCUAAAAAAUGUCCGACGUGUAAAUAAACUGUGUAGGAAAGUAGUUGAAAUUAGUAGAGUUUGUACAAAUGCAGUAUUGGCACUAUUUUUUUUUCAAUUUUAUGGUUUCUGGAGGAUCGUAAAAAAUAUAUUGGCAAGCCUAGUAAUAUUUUCAAUACUGCAUUUAGAAAAAUACUUACAGCUUUUACUGUAAGAUGUAGUGGUUGUAAUUAAUUAGUAAAUAAAUUACAUGCAUCACUUAUAGUACAUGAUGAUUGUUCGCCCCUUAAUUAGUGAAUCUCAUUUUAUUAUUUAUUUAAAAACGUGUAUAAAAUAACGUUUCGUCUACAAUACUUUCAGUGCCAUAAAACGUCUAAAAAAUAUUUAAUAACAGUUAAUUCCCUUAAAUAACAUGAAUACUUGUUCCGUAUCGUAUUUUUAAGACUGUUUUGUAUCCAAAGAAUUCUAAUAUUAUUUUAUUCGAGGUAUUGCCUCGAGGCAGAAAUGGUUGAAAUUUUCAAAAAAUUGUAUUUUUAAGUAUUAUUACCUAUUAAAAAUAAGUUUGUUUCCCGACCCUAUACGUAUUUAAGUAUACCAUAUAUAGUUAAGACCCAAUCUUUGUGAAU
Molecule: messenger RNA, 11956 nt
Organism: Anthonomus grandis grandis
Lineage: Eukaryota; Metazoa; Arthropoda; Insecta; Coleoptera; Curculionidae
Gene: Schip1
Exons: 17
Coding region: 225-3287 (1020 amino acids)
Biological process (GO): positive regulation of hippo signaling
Cellular component (GO): cell junction; plasma membrane
Source: RefSeq, a predicted model, not a curated record